CUCUGCUCCUCCUCCUCAAUCAAGCAGAAGCAGAGGAGAGCUUUCCAUUUCGGGGAUCGAAUGGAGGUGGCGACGGUGUUCCUGGAGACGAGCCUGGGCACCCGCCUCGCCGUCUCAUUCCCCGCCUCCGCCACCACCGUCGCCGACCUCAAGCGGAGAGUGAGCGAUGAACACGCCGCAGCUUUUCCCCACAUCGGCCACAUCGCCGUCCAAGCCAUCAAGGUGAACCAGGGAGGCUCCUUGUACCAGCUCACCGACUCCAUGGCCGUCCGGGAUGCCUUCCAGGGGGUCACCGGCGCCUGGCACCUCCAACUCCAACUCGAUGCUCUUCAUGUUGAUGCCCAUCAACAAGCUCCUCCUCAAGUGCCACACGCCUGCAACUGCAAACAUGAUUCAUCCAGCAGCAGGAGCUUUGCUGCUGCUUUGGGAUGCCAGAUUCUCACUCACCAGCACCAGCAGGCUCAACUUGAAGCCACCCACACUGAAACUGAAAGGCCACCCCGGGACAAGCAUAGGGCGGUUAAGAGGCCUGCUGCUGAUUCUGAUUUUGAUUUUGGCCUUCUCUCUGUCCACAAGGAACCACGCGGCAGCAUAAUAGCUGGGAACAUGUGCAAUGCUGCAAACAGCAAGCAAGAUGCACCUUGUGUUGAGGAACUGGACCAAGCUGAUCCUUGUUCACAAAUGCAAGUUGAGGAAAAGGAAACUUGGACACCCAAGGAAGCUGAUUCUUCACAACAACAAGAAGCAAUGCAGAACAAUGUCGAGGAAAAGGAGUCGCUGACAGCAAAGCUCUGUAACGGCGAUGAAAGCAGCAACAAAGAGACUGAUCAUCCACCACCACCUUGUGCCGCCGUGUCCACCAAAGAAGGCGAAAAUGAAGCUAUGCGAUGCAAAGUUGAUGAAAAUGGGCCAUUGACAGCUAAGGCGGUGCGCAUUGACGAAAGAAACGACAACAGGAUGCAUCAGUCCACCAAAAAAGGCGAUUCUUAUGAAAAAGAAGCAAUGACACGCCAAGUUGAGGAGAAGGAGCCAUUGGCAGCAAACGUGUGCAACGGCGAUGAAAGCAGCAACAAAGAGACCCAUCACCCAUCACCUUGUGCCGCCGAGGCCACCAAAGAAGGCGAUUCUUAUGAAAAAGAAGAAGCGAUAAAACACAAAGCUGAGGAAAAAGUGUGCAACAACGAAAGCAGCAGCAACUGGACUGAUCCUUCACCUGGCGACGGGUCCAUGAAUGAAGCUGAUUCUUCAGAAAAUGAAGUAAUGCAACAUGAAGCUGAGGAAAAGGAGCCAUGGACUGACAGUGUGUGCAAAGGGGGAGGAAGCAGCCACUGGAAUGAUCCGAUUGAAUGGACGGACGCAGAACAGAGGGCAUGGGAGAUGGCAUUGAAGAAAAGAAGGCGGCCGAGGACCACAGUGCGCAAAAUGCCCAACAGUAGGGCAGCCAAGCUGUAUGGCUACAGCUGAAGAGGAGAGGAGAUGAGCGGUGGCAUAAGAGGAGGGAGUAUCGCAUUUUGGGUUGGAAACUAGCAAGGGGGGUUGAUGCAUGCAUGGUGAUGGCCAUUGUGUUGCUGCUAAAAAACUGUGGUUGGUUUGCUUGUGUUGGUAUUUUUUUUUGGUUUGAUAGACUGAGAUUGGUGGUGUGUAUGUACUUAUGUAUGGGAUGUUGAUGCUGCUGAUUCAUCAAAUCAGACUUGCAUGUAUGAACUAGUUGAAGAGGAUGCUUGUCUUUCCUUAUAAACAUGAAUCAA
Messenger RNA from Triticum dicoccoides, 1748 nucleotides. RefSeq lists its product as uncharacterized. The record is from RefSeq and is a predicted model, not a curated record. Lineage: Eukaryota; Viridiplantae; Streptophyta; Magnoliopsida; Poales; Poaceae. The transcript is spliced from 4 exons. Bases 61 to 1464 code for a protein of 467 amino acids.